Messenger RNA from Eucalyptus grandis, 1484 nucleotides. RefSeq names its product N-acylphosphatidylethanolamine synthase. The record is from RefSeq and is a predicted model, not a curated record. The coding region runs from base 135 to 776 and encodes 213 amino acids. NCBI's taxonomy places the organism in Eukaryota, Viridiplantae, Streptophyta, Magnoliopsida, Myrtales, Myrtaceae. The transcript is spliced from 6 exons. Gene Ontology annotation, biological process: phospholipid metabolic process.
ACCCGAGAUCCACCAAAACCUUCGCCUCCCUCUCCGUCGCGCGCAGUCCCCCUCCCCCCCGCCGCCGGAGCGAGGCGAAGAAGGAGAGCUCCCCCCCUUCUCUCGCGAGCGAUCGAAGGCUGCUCUCCUUCGGAAUGGCGGCGAAGAGGAAGAUGGAGUGGGCCGCGAGCGGGGCCCACCUGCGAGGGGUGCCGAGGCGGGCGGUGUUCGCGGCCGUCGGGGCGUUCGCCAAGGCGGUGGCGAGCCUCCUCAACACCACCACCGUCCACAACGCCGACACCCUCCUCCGCCUCGUCCGCCACCGCCCGCCCGGCGUCCCUCUCCUCACCGUCAGCAACCACAUGUCCACGUUGGACGAUCCUGUUAUGUGGGGAUUCAAGGGAUUUCCCUCCACGGAUGCAAGUUUGGCCCGAUGGGUGCUAGCUGCUGAAGACAUAUGUUUCAAGAAUGCAGUGCUCUCGUAUAUUUUUCGACUUGGAUAUACAAGAAUUGAGCAAAGCUGUGGCUGUCGUGGUCUCAGGACAGUAGAAUACAGAUGGAAAUGCAUACCUAUCACCAGGGGUGGCGGUAUAUAUCAAGAACACAUGAACGAAGCUCUUGAGCGAUUAAGUGAUGGUGAAUGGUUGCAUACAUUUCCAGAAGGAAAAGUGUCCCAAGAAGAUGGACCUAUACGAAGAUUAAAGUGGGGAACCGCUAGUCUAAUUGUUCGAGCCCCUGUCACUCCAAUAGUCCUGCCGAUUGUUCAUCAUGGACUUCAAGAGGAGUUAUGCAAAUGAAAUACGAGAUGGUAAUUUCAUGUGUUGAGAUGAUUGUAUUUCUUGCAAUACUGAAGGAUCACUCUCACAUAGCAUCCAACUUCAGCUUCUGAUCCAGACACAAAAGGGAGAAGGCGUUAUCAAUACAUGUGAGAGGGUACUGAUCACAGAUCAAUUCCUAUUAGCUUCACUUCCUAAUAUUUUGAGACUACCUGCUGUUAGAUGAGCAGCAGACCUCAUGCACCAUAUUUAGCGUUGCAACAUCAGGAUUAAAUGGACAUUUCUGUUUUUGUUAAUAUUUCUGUCUUUGUCUCUUUUUUGACAAACCUGGGCUGUCUAAAUUGCACUAUUAACGAUCAAAUCAAUCUGGACUAUUGAUAAGCACCACCUGACAAGAAAUAGAACCAUAUGCAGUGUACCCUGCAAUUGCUCAAGGAUGUUAACAGAUAAUCUAGUAAUAUAUUUUUGUUGGGAACUUAGGUUACAUUAACUUUUCCUUAUUGCUUAAUCUAAAUCUUGCGGUGACACUUACUUUGAGUUCUUUCGAUUUGAAAUACCUGGAAACUUUCACAACAUAUAAAUGUUGACUCAUUGUUUGGUGGGAGAAGAAAAAUGUUAUGCUGAAGUGUAAAAAAUUGGUGCUCUUAAUGAGAAAGAACCCUGGUUUGAUUUGAUAUUGUUGAAUUGUUUUUUAGCUUGGGCAUUGUUUCCUCAUUGAUUUUCAAUUCC